Molecule: messenger RNA, 824 nt
Organism: Dendronephthya gigantea
Lineage: Eukaryota; Metazoa; Cnidaria; Anthozoa; Malacalcyonacea; Nephtheidae
Exons: 3
Coding region: 183-824 (213 amino acids)
Source: RefSeq, a predicted model, not a curated record
UCUGAGAAAUUUGUCAAAAUUGAGGUUUAUGUCUCAAACAGCUUUAAAGUUAACUAGGUCUAUGUCCAUUGCUAAUUUAUGUGGAUAUUGUGAAUAUUUUAAUGUCAGUGGCAAAGCUACAAAGGUCCAUCUGCAUAAUUUAGCAUAAUUUCAAAGUCACAAAGGUCUAUCACAUUUCCAAGAUGGCUGCCAGAAAGCAUGGGCGAUUAAAAACUUUAAAGGAGAAUGAAAUCAGCGAUUUAUUGGAAAGGUCGGAUAUUGUUGCAGAUUAUGCAGAGGAUACCAGCGAUUUUGAUGAAAAUAGUUCUGGUGUUGAUGAGAAUUAUGAUCCAAGAGGAGAAUUAUUUGAUGAUGAAUCGAGUUCAACUGAUGAUCAUGAUGAACCCAAUCAACAAGUUAGCACUGGUGAAAAUUCUGUCCUGACAGACUUGCAAAAUGUACCUGGUCAAUUGCAACAGGUAGAGAGAACUGUCCACGUUCAUCAACGCACUGGAGUUCCUCUGACUCGAAAGCGCCAGCGUAACCCGGCUAGUUGGAAAAGGAACAUUAGAAAGAAUAAAAGACAAUCUGGAGAAAAGUAUAUAAACAGUCGUGGGAAUGAGCAAGCUGCAAGGUCUGUGAAAACAAAGAAAGAUUGCAGUAAAUGUAAUUUUAAAUGUCGUUCUAAUGUUACUGAGGAAGAUAGGUCUGCUAUCUUCAAUGAGUUUUGGAAAAUGAGUGACAACGAGAAAUUGCACUUUUAUGGAAAAACAACCGAGCAAGAAUCAACAAAAAGUUCGAAAGCUGGAACACCAUGCCGAAAAGAAAAACAGUCUAAGUUAUAG